Messenger RNA from Drosophila willistoni, 1048 nucleotides. RefSeq lists its product as uncharacterized. The coding region runs from base 41 to 562 and encodes 173 amino acids. Lineage: Eukaryota; Metazoa; Arthropoda; Insecta; Diptera; Drosophilidae. The record is from RefSeq and is a predicted model, not a curated record. The transcript is spliced from 2 exons.
AUUGUGAAAUUCGACUGCGUAAAAUCAUUUGUAAAUUGCAAUGCCCAAAGAAAAUUAUAAGCAAAAAGUGCGAGAUGUUUGGCUGCGGGCUGCAGAAUUUAAGGCUUGGCUCAGGAAGGACCCAACCGACGCCACACGGGCAUAUUGCAGUUAUUGCAAAUGCACCAUUACAGCCAAACUAAGUGAUUUGCAUGCACAUGGUGCUACCAAAAAGCAUGCUGCAUCAAUGGAGGGCCAUCUGCAGCAGAACAAAAUACCCUUUCUGGUUGAAUUGCCGUCAAGAACAAUUGAGCAGGAGGCAGCGCUUUGCCUAUUUGUGGCCCAACAUUGCGCAAUCACCUCCGUUGAUCAUUUAAGUAAUAUUUGUAUCAAAAAGUUUGAUGACAGCAGCUCUGCGUCGAAAAUAAAACUACAUCGUACAAAAUGUACAUAUAUAAUUAAAAAUGCAUUGGCACCCCACUUUAAGGAUGAGCUUUAUAAAGACAUUGGUGGUUCCAGAUACAGCCUACUUUUGGAUGAAUCCACAGACAUUAGUGUCACAAAAUUACUUGGCGCCGCUUAAAAUUCCCAGAGUUUGUGACACUCGAUGGCUGUCCAUUGAAAUGGCUGUAAGUCGUAUUUUGGACCAGUGGCAUGAACUUAAAACUCAUUUUGGGAUUGCUGGUAUGGAAGAAAAAUGCAAAACAGCAAAAAUUUUGUACCAAUUGUUUUCUGACGAGAAAUUACAUUUGUAUCUUCUCUUUUUAAAACCCAUAUUGCAAGAAAUGCAAAAUGUAAACAAAUGCUUUCAAAGCAAUUCUGUAAAUGCGGCGAAACUGCUAAAUGAUCUGGUCAUCGCUAUUAGGUCAUUAAAAGAUAAGAUCAUUCCGUCUAAUAAUGAAGUGGACAUUAUUGCUGACGAUGAGUUCGAACACCAUAUCAAAACCGAUUUAUAUCUCGGAUAUGAAUUUGAGAAACAAUUGCAAACAGUGAAAAUUUCAGCUGCUGAAGAGACAGCAAUAAGAGAAUGCUGUGCUAGUUUUGUUGUGGACUUAGUCAAACAGCUAAA